AUGGUUAGCAUUAAGAGAGCUCUCGUGGGUAUUAUGUCUGUUGCCGCCGUCAUGGCUGGCUCUUCGGACAACAGUAUCGUCACCCCUGGCUGGGGACAAACUGCCAAUGCUAAUGAUGUUUUGAAAAUUACCUGGAACCCCACCACGUCUGGUAACGUCAAUCUUGUUCUUAGACAAGGUGGAUCUCAAGACCUUACUACUCUUUACACAAUUGCUUCCAACAUUGCUAACUCUGGAUCUUACACUUGGAAUAUCCCUGCUAACCAAGGAACCAAUACUGAUUACUCUAUUGAAAUUGUCCCAGUAGAUAACUCUGAUGAGUCUAACUUCAGCCCUUACUUCACUAUCUUAGGUGUUGGUCAAGGAAUUACUAGUAGUAGUGCUGCUAGUGGCAGUGCUACGAGUACCGAUUCUCAAAGCAGCGUCGCAUCUUCUGCAUCUGCCUCUGCUAGUGGAACUUCAUCUGAUAGUACUUCUAGUGCUACUACGUCUGGCAGUGCUUCUGCUUCAGCUACUGACUCUUCGUCCACUGAUUCUGCAACGUCGUCUGGUGCCACUACCGGCUCUUCGCUCUCCACCAAGGCCAAGGCUGCUGUUUCUACUUCUGCUCAAUCUAGUGCUGCUACCAGUGCUGCAACUACUUCGGCCUCUGCAUCUAAAUCUGCUGCCACUGGUGCUGCUGCCGUCCAACCAGUCAAUGCUGCUGUCGCCCUUGGUGCUGCAUUGGGUGCUGUCGUCCUUGCUACCUUGUAA
Molecule: messenger RNA, 753 nt
Organism: Sugiyamaella lignohabitans
Lineage: Eukaryota; Fungi; Ascomycota; Dipodascomycetes; Dipodascales; Trichomonascaceae
Product: putative GPI anchored protein
Exons: 1
Coding region: 1-753 (250 amino acids)
Source: RefSeq, a predicted model, not a curated record